AUGGCUAUUAAAGCAAUCACCGAUGAAGCUCACUUCCAAACCGAACUAGCCGCAGCAAGAGGAAAAUUGUUCGUUGUGGAUUUUACCGCAGCUUGGUGUGGACCAUGCCGAAACUUAUCGCAUUUGUUCGAUCAGCUUCCGGCGAAAUAUCCAAAGGCUGUGUUUCUCAAGGCGGACGUCGACAGAUGUACCGAAACGGCACCGUCCCAGGACAUUAAUGGACGUGAAGCCAAAAUACAGAAACAUUACGUCGCCAGCUUGUAUGAAUCUGGAGAAGAUUACGGUCAUGGAAUGUUGUACUUGAACACCUUCAUCCAGAAGAACCAGUGCGAAUGUUUGAACGAAUCGAACGACCACCCGAUGGUGAAUGCGCUCAGUUCCAGCGGUGGUCAUCUGGUAUCCGAUUGUGACGAACAGUUGAUCAUUUCGAUUACCUUCAAUCAGCUAGUCAAAAUCAGUGCCAUCAAGUUCAAAGCACCGCCCUCUCACGGACCGAAAAAAGUUUCGGUGCAGGAUCUGGUACUGGGGCAGAAGGAUCUUGUGUCGGGAUCGCCGAUUCCGUUGCACUUGGUUAAAUUUCAGAACGUGCAGAAUAUGCAGCUGUUCGUGAAGGAUAACCAUUCUGAAGCGACGCAACUCAACAAAUUCCUGGCGGUUGGUCACAAGGUGCUCAACGGUGAGCCUGGUAUUGCAGGAGCUGCAUUCUGGUGGAUCCACACUGGAAACUGUAUGCGUAUGAGUGAUUAUGGUGUGCCCGAUACGCAGCCUGGAGAGAACCUUCUGCUCGGUUUGUUUCUGGCGGUCCGUCCAUUUGUCAAUGGAUUCUAA
This is a messenger RNA of Topomyia yanbarensis, 828 nucleotides long. RefSeq names its product thioredoxin-like protein 1. The transcript is spliced from 4 exons. Bases 1 to 828 code for a protein of 275 amino acids. NCBI's taxonomy places the organism in Eukaryota, Metazoa, Arthropoda, Insecta, Diptera, Culicidae. The record is from RefSeq and is a predicted model, not a curated record.